Molecule: messenger RNA, 2738 nt
Organism: Ciona intestinalis (vase tunicate)
Lineage: Eukaryota; Metazoa; Chordata; Ascidiacea; Phlebobranchia; Cionidae
Source: RefSeq, a predicted model, not a curated record
CUAAUACAAACACCGAAUCGGUUCUGAAAGCAAGGUACCCUCAACGUAAAAUUUUAUGAGCAUUCUCGUCUGAUAACAACGCUGUUACCAUCAUCCGCCAAGCGAGUAUAAAUAAGAAAAAUGUAAAUGUCCAAGUUCAUGGCCUACUCAAUACCCGGCAUUAAUUGUUCAACCAAGUAAGUCUCGCGACAACUGGAAGGAAGCUGCGGGUGCGCGUCUUUGAUUAGAUGGCGUAGACGCGUGGCAAACCUUACGUAUGUCUCCCCAGGCACCCUCGUCGCGGCGUGGAAUUGGCCUCUCGCGCGAGACGCGUUCACCUCACUUAAGUGUUGGUCCAGCGUGGAGACAAGCGUGUUUUAGUCCCCUCGUGCGUCAGCGGUGAGCGUGUUUUGGAUUUCGACCGCGUCUGCGGUAAGCCCAGGAAACCACGUAUGUCUCAUACAUGACGCCGAAGUACGGCGGAGAAAAUGGAGCGACUCAGAUCAAGAUAUUUGGCCGAGGGUUUGCGGUUCAAAUGACAUUCCCAGGAGAAGAUCCACGUAAAGAGGCGUUUCUUGUCAACUCAGUCAACCAGUAUAUUUGUGACAUCCACGAAGCUGAAAGUGAUGAAACACAAACUGUUUGCUACACAAGAGAGAUGACACAGGGAACAUACUACAUUCGAAUGAAAUUAAAUGGAGUGUGGUUGGAAAACAGUCAUUACUGCAACAAUGAUUAUACAAGCUGGAAUUGUAGAUUUCAUGUGAACAAUGGACACACUCCAUUGGUUCAAUCAUUGAAUGCAACCACACUGGAACCUCAAUCUCUGAUUAAAGUUCGGGGCCGAAUCUUCACAAACAAAAUAAGCUCCGCUGUAGCUGCAGCAACAAACGGAAAAACUUCAAAUAUAGCCAGAAUCUGGUUGACUUCAGGGCAAUGUGAUCACUUGAAAGACACCGACGUUCCGUAUGACCUCUCCCUUGAUGGAACACAUUCAGACUGGGGAUCCAUCACUUGCAAGAUCAGAAGCAAAUAUGUUGGCAACCAAAACUUUUCCUUCAUCGUCAGUGAUGGAUUUGGACGAUCGCGGCCGUAUGGAUCAACCAAACAUCUAAGUGCAGAUAACAGGAUCUACAUGCUACAGACCUAUGCAGUUGUGACGGAUGUGUCACCAAAACAAGGGAGCACUGCUGGUGGGACCAUGCUUACUAUAUCUGGGAGAAACUUUGAUGAUCAAUCUGGGAUCAGAGCUCGAGUAUUGGUUGGAGGGGUAGCUUGCACAGUGACAAGCGUCACUGACAACCAAAUCAUUUGUAAGACUGCCACCGAACCUGUGACAAACAAGAGUGUCUACGCCGGGGGUCGGGGGCUAAAGGUGGAGGUUUUCCCGGCCAUUACUGAUAUUGAUGGAACAUUGAACACCACCGUGUCCGGUUACUUCACUCGCCACACUGACAAAUCUGAGUCUGGAUCCAUCAAUGGAAAUAACUUUGUCUCCCGUACCCGAGGUUUCUAUUUCCCUGCUGUCACUGGAGGGCAUAUAUUUCAUCUCACCGCUGACGACAGGGCAGACCUUUAUAUUAAUACUAAUGGAGAGGAUGAAGCUGGAAAAGCAAAGAUAAUCACAUCUGGUGGCUACAGUGCUUCGGUAACAUUACAAGCAAAGACUCCACAUUUCUUUGAGAUCCGCCACCUCCAAGGGGGUGGGGGUGCUAACUUUAAACUGAGGGUAAAGGUUGACACUACCAAUUACACACCAGAAAACACAGCUCUUGCAGUCACUGAAGUUCAAAACAUUGCCAUCACAUCCCAAGUUGAUCAGGAGCAUCAGUCAAUCUCACUUGAGGACUGGGUUGAACAGACUUCUGUAUCGUCGCAGUGGACCAUUGAGACAACAUGUAAUAUCAGUUCAUGCAUUGGACAUUCGUUCACCAUCACUGUGUUUAAGACUUCAACAGAUCCUAUUUGGUUUGGAGCCUCAGAGAUCGAAGUAAAGUCUGCGAUUAUGUCCUUGAUUGCCAUAAAUGAUGAAGCUGUCAAUGUGACGCAUGCAAAUGGAACAUAUAAUGUCACUUUUGAAACUACCAGAGGGCAAUAUGAUUUCAGCGCCACCAGUAACAGUCCCGACUUAUUGGUGACAACUACAGAGGUCCAGGCUGGCAUACCAAAGUUAGACACCUUCACCCUGACUGUUGAUGGAUACAUAUCGGCACCAAUUGCUUACGAUGCUCCUGCUUUGGUUGUUACUAAUGCCAUCUAUGGUUUGUUUGGGCCAAGAUGUCCGAAUGAACUUGGACCAGCAUUGGCUAAGAAUGCUUUCAAGCAUUUUGAUUAUGAGACAAACAGUGGUGUUUAUUCUGGUGGUAUUUCAAGUGAGAAUUCAUUUUGUGGAACCCGUUCACUUAAAAAUCCAAGGUUUCUUUUCAACCAAUGGAGUCAUUCUUACAUGAACGCAAUUUAUAAAAAGGUUUGCUUUGCUUAUAUUGGAGACAUCAACAGCCACCUAUGGAUAAGUUACCUGUUUGAAGAUGUUGACAAUGAUAAUGCCGUCGUGCAACAAUAUCUUGUUCCGUUCAAUGGGCUGGGAUUGGAAGACACAACAAUAUGGAAACACGUCUGCAUUGAUGUAGAACAGCUUCUUAAAGGGAGACACGCAAAUGGUUACAACUUUAUGGUUCAGCAACUUUACAUCUCGCAUGGUUCAGAUCCCAGAUACUGACCUCUAUGUUGAUAACUUCUUUAUUGCUAGCUCUGUCAAU